GUCCAAUCAGACGCGCCGUGGGAGAGGAGGGCGGGGCCCUGCCCCACCCCACCGAGCCUUUGUUUCUCGCGUCCGCCCCCCUGGGGCUCGAGUCACGGUUUCUUGGGGAGGCCCGGGUGCCUCGGCCGCAGCCUCCGUCGCGCUGUGACCUGCACGGGCCGCGGGAGCCCUUGGGAGGAUGCCGGGUCACCUUGGAAUCCGCGAAAUGGAUUCAGUGGCCUUUGAGGAUGUCGCUGUGAACUUCACCCUGGAGGAGUGGGCUUUGUUGGAUCCUUCUCAGAAGAAUCUCUACAGAGAUGUGAUGCGGGAAACCUUCAAGAACCUGGCCUCUAUAGGAACACAGUGGGAAGACCAGAACAUUAACAAUCAGUCCAAAAAUCCCAGGACAAAUUUAAGUCAUAUUCUAGAGAGAUUCUGUGAAAGUAAAGUAGGUAGUCAAAAUGGUAUUGUGAACAACAGAACUCCUCCUGGAGUGGAAGCAUGUGAAAGCAGUGUGUGUGGAGAAGCUGGCAUUGGUCAUUCAUCCCUUAAUGGGCACAUCAGAGCUGACCCUGGACAUCAACCAAAUGCAUAUCAGGAAUAUGGAAAGAAGCCAUAUACACGAAACCAGUGUGGGAAAGCCUUCAAUUAUCAGCACUCCUUUCCAGUACGUGAAAGGACUCAUCCUGGAGGAAAACCUUAUGAUUGUAAGGAAUGUGGAGAAACCUUCAUUUCUCUUGUGAGCAUUCGAAGACACAUGAUAAUGCACAGGGGAGGUGUACCUUAUAGAUGUAAGGUAUGUGGAAAAGCCUUUGAUUAUCCCAGUUUAUUUCGUAUACAUGAAAGAAGUCACACUGGAGAGAAACCCUAUGAAUGUAAGCAAUGUGGGAAAGCCUUCAGUUGUUCUAGUUACAUUCGAAUACAUGAAAGAACUCACACUGGAGAUAAACCCUAUGAAUGUAAGCAAUGUGGGAAAGCCUUCAGUUGUUCCAAGUACAUUCGAAUACAUGAAAGGACUCACACCGGAGAGAAACCCUAUGAAUGUAAACAAUGUGGGAAAGCCUUUAGAUGUGCCAGUUCUGUUCGAAGUCAUGAAAGGACUCACACUGGAGAGAAACUUUUUGAAUGUAAGGAAUGUGGGAAGGCUUUGACUUGUCUUGCAAGUGUUCGAAGACACAUGAUAAAGCACACUGGCAAUGGACCUUACAAAUGUAAGGUGUGUGGAAAAGCCUUUGAUUUUCCCAGUUCAUUUCGAAUACAUGAAAGAACUCACACUGGAGAGAAACCCUAUGAUUGUAAGCAAUGUGGGAAAGCCUUCAGUUGUUCCAGUUCCUUUCGAAAACAUGAAAGAAUUCACACUGGAGAGAAGCCCUAUAAGUGUACAAAAUGUGGGAAAGCCUUCAGUCGUUCCAGUUACUUUCGAAUACAUGAAAGAACUCAUACUGGGGAGAAACCCUAUGAAUGUAAACAAUGUGGAAAGGCCUUCAGUAGAUCCACUUACUUUCGAAUACAUGAAAAAACCCAUAUUGGAGAGAAACCCUAUGAGAACCCUAGCCCUAGCCCUUCUGUUCCAGUUUCUUUCAUAAACAUGAAAGGAGUUACACUUAGAGAAACUCUAUGAAAGUAAGAAAUUCGGGAAAGGCUUCAGUCCUUCCCAUUUCUUUCAACAACACGAAAAGAUUUGCAGUGGAGAAAGACCCAAUAAGAAUUUGAAUUAGGAGAGACCUGUGACAGGACAGUAUAUCUAUAGUUGGAGUUAGAGCUAUGGAUUGUGUUAUGUCGAUGUUGAUAAUGUUAGCAACUAGAUUUCCCAGCAUCCUUUCCAUGUAUGUUUCCAUGAUACAGUUCACCAGUUACCUAUCUCACAUGAGAUUUGGAGGGCAGAAGUGAA
This is a messenger RNA of Carlito syrichta (Philippine tarsier), 1870 nucleotides long. Its product is annotated as zinc finger protein 627. Bases 179 to 1600 code for a protein of 473 amino acids. The transcript is spliced from 4 exons. NCBI's taxonomy places the organism in Eukaryota, Metazoa, Chordata, Mammalia, Primates, Tarsiidae. Gene Ontology annotation, molecular function: DNA-binding transcription factor activity, RNA polymerase II-specific; RNA polymerase II cis-regulatory region sequence-specific DNA binding. The record is from RefSeq and is a predicted model, not a curated record. Gene Ontology annotation, biological process: regulation of transcription by RNA polymerase II.